Molecule: messenger RNA, 1067 nt
Organism: Galleria mellonella (greater wax moth)
Lineage: Eukaryota; Metazoa; Arthropoda; Insecta; Lepidoptera; Pyralidae
Product: collagenase-like
Exons: 1
Coding region: 26-886 (286 amino acids)
Biological process (GO): proteolysis
Molecular function (GO): serine-type endopeptidase activity
Source: RefSeq, a predicted model, not a curated record
CUGACCUCUUUACAAUAACGCUAAAAUGCGUGCGAUAGUUGUAUUGUUCCUUCUUUGUGUUAAUCUGGUGUGGGUUCGUACUAUACCCAGUGAAGAUUUCGUCGGAUGGCAUGAAAAGGUAGGAAUUAAGAAUGCCCAGGAAAUUAAACAACUUGAAGAUCGCAUCGUUGGCGGCACUGUAGCUCCUUUGCACGCUCAUCCAUACCUGGCCGGUCUCCUAAUAGAUGUUAUUGGCUUUUCGCAACCAUCAGCAUGUGGAGGAUCACUCAUUUCGUCUACCAGAGUUUUGACGGCAGCACAUUGCUGGUCUGAUGGAAGGUUCCAGGCUUAUCAAAUUACUGUAGUCCUGGGAUCUGCGUAUCUUUUCCACGGUGGAAUCAGAGUCCUUCCUUAUGCAAUAGCACUACACCCGCAGUAUAAUCCAAAAACCUUUGCCAAUGAUAUUGCUAUGUUGUAUUUACCAAAUUCAAUCGAAUUUAAUCAAGCAAUCAGACCAUUAAUAUUACCCUAUGGCUCAUUAUUGACUAUGGACUACACAGGAGUAUGGGCGAGAGCUGCUGGUUUUGGAAGGUUCUCAGACGUUAUUACAUCUUCGGCAAAUUCCACCAUAGCAAGAAAUGUUUUUCUUCAAGUAAUAACUGUACAACAAUGCAGAAAUGUUUUCGGGAAUUAUGUACUGGAAUCAAAUAUUUGUACUAAUGGGUAUGGCGGUGUUGGAAUAUGUCAAGGAGACUCAGGUGGGCCCUUAACAGUAACUACCACAGAUGGACAAGACAUUCUCAUAGGUGUCAGCUCAUUCGUAGCCCGAGAUGGGUGUCAACUAGGAUAUCCUUCUGCUUUUGCUAGAGUUAUGUCUUACAUGAACUGGAUUCGUGCACAUAUGUGACUCUUUGUUAAUUAAUAAUUUUUAAACGCAAUGUCUUUAGUGUAACAAUUUUUCUAAAACUCAUACGUAAUUAUAUAAAUUGCAUAGUAUAAAUUGUACAGAUUUUUUUAUGUAUUGUUGGUGUGCAUUAAUAAAUACAUUAUGUUUACAAAUUGUUCGUAAUAAUAAAUAUAUAAUUACA